Messenger RNA from Magnusiomyces paraingens, 3633 nucleotides. RefSeq lists its product as uncharacterized. The transcript has a single exon. Gene Ontology annotation, cellular component: autophagosome; cytoplasm. Bases 1 to 3633 code for a protein of 1210 amino acids. Gene Ontology annotation, molecular function: ATP binding; protein serine/threonine kinase activity. The record is from RefSeq and is a predicted model, not a curated record. Gene Ontology annotation, biological process: autophagosome organization; autophagy; peptidyl-serine phosphorylation. NCBI's taxonomy places the organism in Eukaryota, Fungi, Ascomycota, Dipodascomycetes, Dipodascales, Dipodascaceae.
AUGUCUGACCAACCUCAGGUCUUGUCUGGCACUUAUCGUUUGGGCCCCGAGAUUGGCCGGGGCUCUUUUGCUAGUGUCUACAAGGGCCAACAUCUUGUCUCAAAGGCUCCGGUUGCCGUAAAGUCGGUCCAUCUAGCCCGCCUAAACAAGAAGCUUUUGGAAAACCUAGAGUCUGAAAUCAACAUUCUCAAGCGUAUGGCCCACCCACACAUCGUCGCUCUCAUCGACUCUUAUAAAACUCCAACCCACUUCUUUCUCAUCAUGGAAUACUGCUCCCUUGGCGACUUAUCCUACUUUUUUAAACGCCGCAAGGAAAUCUCGGACUCGCUGCCUCUCAUCAACUCUCUCUUCCAGCGAUACCCUCCACCACCACACUCUAAUGGCCUCCACGAGGACCUUGCCCGCCACUUUCUCAAGCAGCUUGCAUCCGCUCUCGAGUUUCUCCGACAACACCACCUCGUACAUCGAGACAUCAAACCACAAAAUCUCCUGCUUUGCCCGCCAAAACACACAGAGCAAGAGGCUAUCGACGCUGGCUACAAGGGCCUUUGGGAACUCCCAGUGCUUAAACUAGCCGAUUUUGGCUUUGCCCGAAUUCUCCCUUCCACCUCCAUGGCUGAAACUCUCUGCGGCUCUCCACUCUACAUGGCCCCAGAAAUCCUCCGACUCGAAAAAUACACUGCCAAAGCUGACCUCUGGUCCGUUGGUGCUGUUCUUUUUGAAAUGGUCGCAGGAAGACCCCCCUUCAAGGCCUCGUCUCAUGUCAACCUGCUGGCCCAGAUUGAACAAAUGGGCGACACUAUCGACUUCCCCGAUGACAACAACACUUCCAGAGACAUUAAGCGUCUUAUCCGGUCUCUCCUCAAAAAAGAUGCCACCCAGCGCAUGUCUUUUGCAGAGUUUUUUAACGACCCUGUCAUUGUUGAUGACAUUCGAGAUGCCGAUAGUUUAAUGGAAAACAAGCCUCUUGAUCAAUCCUUUUUGACCGAUGAUCUUUACAUUGCCGAGUAUAUCCAACUUGGCCCGAAUAAUCCAAGAGAUAGAGCUGAGCUCGAGCGUCACGGAAUGAAGCAAAGAUUACCUCCUGCUUCUAAUAGAAACCAAGGGAUGAUGAAUAACAAAUACAAGGAAAAGGACAAGCAUCAUCGGCAGCAGGAAAAUAACCAACUUACCGAAAUAACAAACUGGCAACAACAAAAACAACAGGCACAAACUAAGCCUUAUUCAAACCGCCAGUUUCAUGCAACUCUGCCCAGCAGUGAAAAUCACAAGUCAAGGGAUAAUAACGGCAGGGACGGCAGCAGCAGUAGCAGUGCAGCAGGCCACACUACUCCUCCAAAUAAUUCCAUUAAUGAAGAAGACACAAACUCAUCACAUACAUUAUCUGCGCCACCCACUCCUCCCCAUUCGGUCCCCCGAACCCUUGAAGAUGUUGACACUGCUGUGUCCAAAAACACACAUCACCACCAAGCUGACAAGACAUCUACGGACAAUAAUAAUACUUUGCAUUCAAACACUUCAACUGCUCAAGCUACAACUAAAAUCCCUGCAUUCACUGUUUCUUCUCAUUCAUGCACAUCGUCUACAUCCUCUUUUCCUGGUAGACUUCCUCAACUGACCGAACAGCAGCAGCAGCAGCAGCAGCAGCAUUCUCCAAAGCCUUCAUCUUACUCACCAAACUCUCUCGGCGAUGCUUCUCCUUCCCCAAGCUCUUCAUGGCUCGCUCAACCAUCGUCACAACAGCAUGAUAAGCGACUUGGCUCGCAUCUUUUAAAUGAUGAUGACCAUUACCCUCAGCAUAUUAAACCAACUUUGAGCUUGGAAACAAGGCAACCAACUUGCAACAAAGCUUAUGGAUCAAACCGCACUAAUAAAAAUCUACAUCUUGCUAACACCCCCGCGUUUGGUGCUGGUGCUGGCGCUGGCGCCGGCACUAAUGCAAGCAACAAUAAUGGCAAGUCCCGUGCCACUACAAAUCGUCCUUCCUCCUCCUCUUCCUCCUCCUCUCCCCCCACUGGGUUAUUUUCAAGACCUCUUGAGUCUGAAUAUGUGGUUGUCGAAAAACGCACAGUUGAGGUCAACUCUUUUGCUGAUGAGUUGACUCAUUCGCCUGUAGACCACCAUAUUAACCAUUCCAAGCCAUCUUCUCGGAAUAAUAGUGUUUCCUCUCAGUCCAGUAACAAUGCGGGGUCUUAUCAAAACCAGCAGUACCAGUACCAGUAUAACCAACAACAACAACAACUCCAGCACCGCCGCAACUCCUCCACCCGCUCUAGUCCAGGCUCUGCUGCUGUCGCCGUCGCCAUGGCUGCUGCUUCGGCAGCCGCUGCUUCUGCAGCCGCUGUUGCAGCUGCGGCCGCAGGCGGAGCUGUUGCUCGGCGUCAUCGCAAUAGUAGUUCAAGUGGCGCUCCUGGUAGUGGGGCAGACUACAAUCCCCACUAUCCUGGGCAGCUACAACAACAACAACCUCCAUCUCCCUCCUCCGAGACUUCAGUUAACAAAAACGGCGCUGCUUCUCGUCGGCUUUCGAUUGUACAUGGAUCCUCUCCUUCUAACGCACUUGCCCGCGCCUUGAGUAUGGCUUCUGCUCGCUUGUUUGGAACACGCGUGACUGACUCUGGCGAUGUUCUUACCAUUACUCCUCCACAGUUUUCACAGCGCGCACUUUCGACAACUGCAGAUGCCGAGGAGAAACGGUUUGUACGACACAUUACUAACCUUGCCACCAAGGCCAAGGCUAUUAGCAUUUUUGCUGAAGUCAAAUACUCGCAACUUUUGCCAUCUAAUGGCCAAGGAGGAUCUUGUUCCGAUGUAGACUUGUCUGCCGAUGCCAUGGUUGUUGUUGCCCACGAAGCCCUUGUCUUGUAUCUCAAGACUUUGUCUCUUUUGUCUCGGAUCAUGAAUGAAGCUGCAGCUUGGUGGAAAUCGCGCGGAGGAAAUGGCGGCAUUGGCGAUUCGUCUGCGCCUGGAAGUGCAGGCAGUACUAGCAGCAAUAGCAGUGGUGGGAGCGUUGGUAAUGCCACGACCCACUCUGGAUCUGGCGGUAUUCAUGGACCUCCGCCACAGGCGUCAAAGAAACUUGUUGAACAGGUACAGUGGAUUCGUGACAAGUUCAAUGAGAGUUUAGACAAGGCUGAAUAUGCUCAGAUGCAAAUCAAUAAGUUUUCUGGUAAUUGUACAGAAGCCGUGCUUGCGCAUUGCAAAGCAUUGACUGCGUUCACAUUGAUUUUUGACCGUGCCCUUGAAAUGUCGCGCUCUGCGGCAGUAUCAGAGGCAGCAUCUGUGGACCUUGAAGGGUCUGAGAUUUCUUACGGAACAGCCAUUUGGAUGCUUCAGUCAUUGCUGGAACCAGACGAUGAGUCCCGUGAUGUGAUUGACGUCAAUGAACGGGCUCGCAUUGUAAAGGCUAUUGACACGAUUACACACAGAUUAAAUGUGGUACGUAAGAAGAUGGCAGCUCAGCAGCAACAGCAACAGCAACAGCAAUAUCAGCAGCAAAACGCUCAUAAUGGAUUGGGAUCUUCUGGAGCUGCUCUAGGAUCUACACCAACCGGCUCGCUUCCGCGAUCAUUGCCUCAUUCACCUCUUGGAUCCACAACCACUUGUCCUUCGCCUUCUCAGCUUAGCCAUUAA